Anisakis simplex (herring worm) is the source of this 219-nucleotide messenger RNA. NCBI's taxonomy places the organism in Eukaryota, Metazoa, Nematoda, Chromadorea, Rhabditida, Anisakidae. The record is from the annotation of a GenBank genome assembly.
AUAUUUGGUGCGUUGGUUGUACACAAAACGAUAAUUGGAUUCUCGUUGGGAUUACGAUUGGUACAAAGUAAAAUGCGUGUCUUUACGGUGAUCGUUUGUUGUGGCAUAUUUUCGGCACAAGUUUUGAUCGGUGGAUUCAGCGGAUUGGCCGUGUUGGAUUUGGUUAGUGCCGGAUCGCAGUACAAUGCUGCCCUAGUUUCGGGUGGUGCUCAGGUUUGA